AUGGAAGACAGUGAGAGAUCGCACAUCACACACCUUUACUUUCGACUCGAAGACAAUGUAGUCGUGCCUGUGCGGGUGGAAAUUUUGAAGAAACUUCCCACCUUCGAGGUCUUAUUGCUAUUCGCGUCUGACGAGGAGCUGGAGAGGCCGAUCGACGUGCCCGGAACUUCGGAGGCGUGGAUUCCGUGCAUCCGCUGGGUCGAGUAUCACUUGGGAAUGUCUCCGAUGUCGACCGUCCUCACCGCGUGGGUCAUCGCGUUCUUCCGCAGACACCGCGCCAACAUAACUGCUAUCAUCCGAUUGGCGCACUUUGCGGGCCUCGACAGCAUUCUCCGGUACACGGAUCAUCUGAUUCGCGUGGGAUAUUUGCCGCAGAACUGGAUAGCUCCUACUCAGUUAUGGUAA
Messenger RNA from Caenorhabditis sp. 36 PRJEB53466, 405 nucleotides. The record is from the annotation of a GenBank genome assembly. NCBI's taxonomy places the organism in Eukaryota, Metazoa, Nematoda, Chromadorea, Rhabditida, Rhabditidae.